Zeugodacus cucurbitae (melon fly) is the source of this 2869-nucleotide messenger RNA. RefSeq names its product protein DEK (gene Dek). The transcript is spliced from 12 exons. NCBI's taxonomy places the organism in Eukaryota, Metazoa, Arthropoda, Insecta, Diptera, Tephritidae. Gene Ontology annotation, molecular function: DNA binding; histone binding. Bases 345 to 2084 code for a protein of 579 amino acids. Gene Ontology annotation, biological process: regulation of double-strand break repair; chromatin organization. Gene Ontology annotation, cellular component: nucleus. The record is from RefSeq and is a predicted model, not a curated record.
AUAGCGUAUCAUGCUAGCGUGUUGUACCUAAAAAUGUGUGAAUUGGCGCGCUUUUCUUCUACAGCCGCAUGUUCGAAUCCUAGCCAAAGCAUGCGAGAGACUUUUUCACUGCGUGGAAGUGUUUGGGUUGAGGAAGUUAAAAGAAAAUAAUGAAUUUGUGUGUUUUUCUUCCUUGCUUUGCACUUUCUAAAUAAACUUUGUGUUAUCUUGUGUUGUUUGUGUGGGGUAUACAGUGGGGUGUGAUUAAAAUUAUAUCAUUAACUACACUCUCUUAGUAUCCACACUACUGCUCACGUUAUACAUAUAUCUACCCUUGGAUUUGUUCAUGUAAAACCCUGAAUAAUAUGGUUUUGUAUAGUAAUGUCCAAGGUACAAUAAAUAUUCGCUAUUUCAUAGUUUAUCUCGUCAUGUUAUGUGUGACCGUUAGACUUCCCAAGGAAAAUAAAUCCGAUGAUAAAUCCAACGUCGAUGCAGGCGAUGAUAAAAAGUCAGCUCAAAAGGACAAACUCGGUGAUGCCAAGGAGGCUAACGACUCCAAAGACGAUAAUGAUGCGGCCGAAGUUGAUGAUAAGAAGACUGAAGGUAAGGAGAAGAAUGGCACAGUAGCGGGUGCUGCAGGCGGCGCCGCCACAGCGGCUGCUGUUGAUAAAAAGAAGCCAGCCAAGGAGCAAGGCAAAGAGAAGAACGACAAAAAAGCUGACAAAAAUAAAGAUGAUAAAUCUGAUGAAGAGGAGAAUGAAAACCAGGAAGUCGAUGAAGAUGAUGAGAAUGUGGUGGCAUUAGCCGAAAUUGAUAGAAUCAAUGAUAAUAUAAAUAAGACACGAGUUGAUGGACUACAAACGUUGCACGAGAUCUGUUUCAAUGCUGUCGGUAAAAAUAAUGUUGUUAAAAAGAAUUUACGCUCAUUUGCCGGUUUCGAGUUUGAGAAGGACUCUAGUGAAUAUAAGAAAAAAUUGGAUGCCAUUAAGAAGACCGAUGCGAAGGCACUUAAGGGUAUUUGUGAUAUACUAGCGUUGGCGGGCAAAGGCACAAAAGAUGAAAUUGCAAAUCGUGUGCUCAAAUUCCUUAUGGAACCAGAUGAGUCGCUCUGUGUGGAUGAAGCGGCUGAGGAGGAGGAAGAAGAUAUGGACGAGGAUGAGGAGCCAGUCGAUGAUGAUGAAGAGGUGAGCGAAGAAGAGGAGCGUAAACGUAAACCAACCAGUCGCGCACCAGCACGAAAUUCAUCAAGUGGCCGCCCUAGACGCGCAACUGCUGGCAAAAAAAUGUCCGCCUAUGUUGACUUCUCCAGCUCAGAUGAAAGUGAACGUAAUACAGCGCCGGCCAAGCGAAAGCGUCACGAUGACUCCGAGUCGGGCUCAGAUUACAAUCCAUCUGGUGGCAAUUCCGAUUCGGAUGGUGCACGUGGUGGUGGCCGCAAGGCAUUAGCACGCGGCGGACGCGGUGGACGACCAGCACGUAAAAGUUGGAAAAAGAAUUCCGAUUCCGAAGAAGAAGAGUUUGAUCUCUCCGAUGCAGAUAGUGAUGUGCCGAAACGUAAACGCGCAACACCGGGUAAGCGUGGCCGACCUGCUGCUGCUGCCGCCACAAAUAAACGUGGUACACGUGGACGUGGCGCCAAACCAACCAAAUCGCGCAAACGCAAAGACUCAGAAAGUGAAGAUGAAGAAAUUUCUGAGGAUGAGGAGGAAGAGGAGGAGAUGUCCGACUUUGGCAGCGACCAGAGUGAGGAGGAAGAGGAGUCAAAGAAAUUCAAAAAACCCUCAACGCCUGUGAAAAAUGCUAAAGCUAAUAACAAAGCUAAAACGCCAGCUAAACCCGCUGGUCGACCGAAAAAAGCCAGCAAAAAAGAGGAGGAGGAAGAGUCCGAUGAUGAGGAUGAGCCGCUAAACAAAAAGGGCAAGGCGACAUUCCCCACGGACGAACAAAUACGCAAUUAUGUUAAGGAAAUCUUAGAUAAAGCCAAUCUCGAAGAGAUCACCAUGAAAACGGUGUGCAAGCAGGUGUAUGCAAAAUAUCCCGAUUUCGAUUUAACAGAUAAAAAGGAUUUCAUAAAAGCCACAGUAAAGGCGUUAAUUGCGGCAUAAAUCCAAACAACAAAAUAUGUGCAACAACACUCACACUUUGCAAAUCCUGCAAAUGAAAAAGCGCAGCAGCAGCAAACAAAAAAUAUUAAAAAUAAAUAAAAUAAACUAAACGAAUAUCAUUUCAAACAACAACAACAAGCUGUCAGUCUGCGCCACAGCAACGGUGUAUUUAUAAUAAGCUAUUGAAUAUGUUUGUAGUGACGAAUUCGAGAGCUUUUAAGAUUCCUUUAUAAUUUUGUUCAUAUAAGAUUGCUUUUCUGCAGAAAAUCCCAAACCCCCCAUCCGGCUCUUCCUAACUGGGUGCACCAAGCGCACUUUUAUAUAAAAAAAACGUAUAACUCUUGCUAAAAAAAAUAUUUUUGAUUAUUUGACUAAUUUUAUUUUUACUACUGCGUACACAAGUAAUGUGUAUGCGAUUGAUUAUUUGUAAUUGUUGUAUUUUUUCUUCUCCUACUUUUCGCUUAACAAUAUUAUACAACGUUCUUAUGCUCAUUUUAUACUUGAAUAGUGUACUUGACACACACACACACACACACACACAUUUAUACAUAUUAUAUAAUAUAAAUUUUUUUCUUAGUUCUAAAGCAUUGUAUAAAUACUAGAUUUUCUUAUGACUUUCAAAAAUGUAAACAAAAGAUGACGAAAAAAAGCGAAAUGAAAAGAAUGUGGAAUGCAAGGCAAGCAAAUUUGUAGAAUUUCUGUAAAAUGUUUAAUUAUAAAAUAAAGAAGAUAUACAUAUAAAAAUAAAAACAAAUAAAAAAAUAUAAAAUGCUAAUACAUACAUA